AUUUUAUUGUGAAAACGGAAUCGGAAGUUUUUAUUAGCUUGCUACGAUCAAGAGUAGCGUAGUUAAAGUUUCAGAAAGUGGUCCGCAGAACGUGCGUAGUGAAAAAUGAACGACAUUUCUGUUGACAGUUUGAUUCUGAAGCUUCACGAUGUGAACGCGGUGAAGUUUGGAGAAUAUAAGCUAAAGAGCGGCUUGCUGACACCGAUUUACAUCGACCUAAGGGUUCUGGUCUCCCACCCGAACCUCAUGAAUCAGGUGUCGAGUCUGAUUUACCAGCGAGUGCAAGAAGAGAGCCUUCAGUUUGACUCGGUGUGCGGAGUCCCGUACACAGCCCUGCCUCUCGCCACGAUCAUCUGCUCCAGACACGAACUGCCCAUGCUCAUCAGACGCAAGGAGGCCAAGGACUAUGGAACCAAGCGGCUGGUGGAGGGGUCGUUUCAUGUGGGUGACACGUGCCUGAUCAUUGAGGACACGGUCACGAGCGGCAGCAGCAUCCUGGAGACAGCAGAGGUGCUCCACAAAGAAGGACUGAAGGUGACAGAUGCUGUGGUGCUGAUGGAUAGAGAGCAGGGCGGUGCGGAGAUGUUGGAAUAUCAGAAAAUCAUUCUCCACCCGAUCAUCUCCAUGUCCAAGCUGCUGGAUGUGCUGCUUGCAGCCAAACGCAUCGACGCUGAAACCGACCGGACCGUCCGCAAAUUCAUCCAGAGCAACAACACUUUCAGGCCCAAGGAGGAGAAUGGCAGUGCCGUUCCAGCAGCCAAAAGGCCGUGUGUGGAACUGAGACGAGGGUUGAGCUACGCAGAUAGAGCUGCGCUGCCAAACGUCCACCCCUUGGCAUCGAAGCUGCUGAAGAUCAUGGAGGAGAAGCGAUCCAACCUCUGCAUUUCUGCUGACGUGACCAGCGCUAAGGAGCUGCUCCAGCUGGCGGAGUCUCUUGGUCCAAAGAUCUGCAUGUUGAAGACUCACGUGGACAUCCUGAAGGACUACACGGCAGCCUUCAGCCAAGAGCUCCAGACCCUAGCUGAGAAACACAACUUCCUCAUAUUUGAAGAUCGCAAGUUUGCUGAUAUUGGAAAUACAGUGAAGCAUCAAUAUGAGGGUGGUGUGUUCCAGAUCUCGUCCUGGUCUCAUCUAGUCAAUGCCCACGCCGUCCCGGGGCCCGGGGUGGUGAAGGGUCUCGGGGCUGUGGGGAAGCCUCUGGGACGAGGAUGCCUGCUUAUUGCACAGAUGAGCUCCCAGGGUUCUCUGGCCACUGGCGAAUACACAAAGUCUGUGCUGCAGAUGGCAGAGGAGCACUCCGAUUUUGUGAUUGGAUUUAUCUGUGGCUCUGAGGUCACCGAGAGGCCAGAGUUCAUCCACGUGACCCCCGGGGUGCAGCUAAAGACCGGUGGUGAUUCGUUGGGCCAACAGUACACAACCCCAGAGGAGGUGAUCUACAGCAAAGGCUCUGACAUCAUCAUCGUGGGACGAGGAGUCCUGGAGGCUCCUGAUAGGCUGGAAGCUGCCGAGUCAUACAGGAAGGCAGGCUGGGAUGCUUACAUAAAGAGCGUGAGCCAGACUAGCCAAUAAGAUCUCAGGCGUGCAUCAUUGUGCAUCAUUUCAGGUUUGAUCUACAACCGAAGAACUUGAAACGUUUACCGACUCUUCAACCAGAACCCAUCGUAUUCUUAUCCGUUUAUUAAGGCGAAGACUGAAGAAUUCUUCACUUUGCCAUAAAUGUUGUUAGAUUCUGACCAGUUUUACAGUUUAUUUGAUUCAAUUUUUUUUUUAUCUAAACCACAAGUUUCUACAGAUGAUUUUAUUUUCCAUUAAUGUUAUUUUUUCAGCAUAAACUACUUUGAUGUGUUGACUGUUUUUCUGUGUCAAACUCACCAUCAGACAUGAUUAUUAUAAAUAUGUUUGUAUUCAGGGGAAAGAGGUAAUCGCGCUCUAAUUGUUCUGAAAUUAUUAUUUUUUAACUAAGAAGAGGAGUGUUGUGUUAUUGUUUGGUAACAUUUUAUAUGAAAGUUGAUCUCCAGCUGAUAAAGGAUCAUAGAAAUGUUAUUAAUGUGUGACAGUCGAGGCCGUUACUGGUUAUGUGUCAUGUUUAACUUUAUUAGAUGCCAUGUUGUGUGAGGUGACUACGGCUGUGGGGACUAAUCUAAGCUGUCCGUGUUUUGUUAAAAAGCUAAAAUCAGGUGAAUUGUGACCGAGAUUAAUGGUCUGAUUCAAUAAAAAGGUGUUAGUGAAGCAGCUAAUUAUGUUAUGUACUUGUUAAUUUCUUCUUAGGUGUGUUUUGUAUUAAAGUUACCAGAAUCAUAAACAGCUGCUGUUGAUUAUUAGGAUCUAUGCUAAACAAUGUUGUGGUUAUUUUUUUUUUACUUUUAGGCCAUUUUUCAGAGGAGCAAUAAGAAAGUGUUUUGUGAACCUGUGAUUAACCAAUGAAAAUGAUUCCUUUCUCUCAAAAUCCUAAUGGAAUAAACAUAUGAGCAUCCUAA
Messenger RNA from Nothobranchius furzeri (turquoise killifish), 2477 nucleotides. RefSeq names its product uridine monophosphate synthetase (gene umps). Lineage: Eukaryota; Metazoa; Chordata; Actinopteri; Cyprinodontiformes; Nothobranchiidae. Gene Ontology annotation, molecular function: orotidine-5'-phosphate decarboxylase activity; orotate phosphoribosyltransferase activity. Gene Ontology annotation, biological process: 'de novo' UMP biosynthetic process; 'de novo' pyrimidine nucleobase biosynthetic process. The record is from RefSeq and is a predicted model, not a curated record.